This is a messenger RNA of Staurois parvus, 347 nucleotides long. NCBI's taxonomy places the organism in Eukaryota, Metazoa, Chordata, Amphibia, Anura, Ranidae. The record is from the annotation of a GenBank genome assembly.
CACACUGCUGCUGGGGGGACUUUUUAACCUAGGCCUGUGUAUGGCCUUCAAUUGAAGCUGCUUCCGCUCCGCCACUCUGCCAUUGGACUCUUGAUAGUCGUCUCCCCACGCUGCUGCUGGGGGGACUUUUUAACAUAGGCCUCUGCCUCUGUAUGGCCUUCAAUUUAAGCUGCUUACGCUUCGCCACUCUGCCAUGGGCCCCUGUACCGCCUCCUCUUGCUGCUGCCAGGUCCAGAGUGUGUCAUGGGUCCCUGUACGGCCUCCCAUUGCUGCUGACUUCAUCGCCCCCUGACUCUGCCAUGUGCCACUUUCAGGUCUCCUUACACUGUUGGUGGGUUCCAUUUUGU